CUGAGCUGAUUUACUGGCGAUCAUCGAUUGUAGCCUAAUAUAUAGGUUGCCGCAGUCAUUGUUUAGGCAGCGGUAAGCAAGGAUCACUUCUACCAUGUUACUCUUUCAUCUGCUAUUGUUGGUGGUGAGCACCUGCUGGUCGGUUUCCGGACAGGGUGGCAUCCCGACGGUGCCGUGCUACGGUCAGGAUUGUUCUGUGACGCAAUCGACAACAGAAUCAACAACAGAAUUGACAUCUGAAUCGACAACCGAGUCCACAACGCCAACGUCAACAACCAUCACUCCACCACCUGGGACCAAACAACGAACGGUCGUGUUCAUCUACAAAGUUACUCAAGUUGGACAGGACUUGUUCAUCCGCGGUGGAAUCGACGAUACCAUAGUUCGUCCUAUUUGCCAGGAUGACGAGGAUGCCGAAAGCUCAACAUGCGCAAUUUCCAUCCAGACCAAUUCUUUGGGCGUUGGUGCACCCUGGGCUGGUUACGACGCCUGGAGAGUGGGUGACACCAAACUGGACUGGUUUGGGGUUCAGGCCGGACAGGGUACUUACAUGGGUAAUCCAGCUUUCGGGACGCCUUUGGCCUGGACCACUAAUACUCCGGGCAAACCUGAAUACCAGCCAUUAAACAAGUGGGGAGACGCCAACUGGAUGGUGGAUUUCGACAUGGAUUGCUCAGAGACUGAAAACGGAUGGUUCGACCUCAAAGCUUUUCUCACCAAUUACGCGUCUGGAUGGGAGGCUGACAUCACGCAAUCGCCUUGCACCGGCACGGGAGCUGACGUCCAGCCGCCUUAUUCCGGUACCAAAAACCACAUGGCCCGUUGCGGUUACAUCAACAGAUUCAGUUUCGGCACCGGUGGCUGUGAGAUCAAUGCCUUUUAAACCAAUGGUUACGUUUUCUCCUCUUCUUUUGCUACGCCAAUAGCUGCUGUCAAAAUACACUUAUAGGGCACUUGAAA
Molecule: messenger RNA, 960 nt
Organism: Daphnia pulex (common water flea)
Lineage: Eukaryota; Metazoa; Arthropoda; Branchiopoda; Diplostraca; Daphniidae
Product: alpha-amylase-like
Exons: 5
Coding region: 95-883 (262 amino acids)
Source: RefSeq, a predicted model, not a curated record